This is a messenger RNA of Cladophialophora yegresii CBS 114405, 1581 nucleotides long. RefSeq lists its product as uncharacterized. Lineage: Eukaryota; Fungi; Ascomycota; Eurotiomycetes; Chaetothyriales; Herpotrichiellaceae. The transcript has 5 exons. Bases 1 to 1581 code for a protein of 526 amino acids. Gene Ontology annotation, molecular function: carbohydrate:proton symporter activity. Gene Ontology annotation, cellular component: membrane. Gene Ontology annotation, biological process: transmembrane transport; carbohydrate transport. The record is from RefSeq and is a predicted model, not a curated record.
AUGGGUAUCAGUGAGGAGAGAAAGACCCCUAUCAGGGCAAACCUGAAAUGUCUAUUUAUAUGCCUAGCUGUAUCGAUGGCUAAUUGCCAAUAUGGCUUUGAUACAGCAACUGUCGGUGGCUUCCAAGCCAUGAUCGGUUUCCUGGAGAUCUUCGGUUACAAGAAUCCAGAGUCGGCAAGUGGAUGGAGUAUCCAUACGGAGACGCAACAAUUGAUGACAUCCCUCAUCAACGUUGGCACGAUUGUCGGCGUGUUCGUCACAGCGCCUUUUGCCAAAUAUUUUGGCCGUCGAGAAGGCAUUUGGGUGGCCUCAUUGAUCAAUUUCGUCGCUGCCGGAGUUCAAGUCGGAACAACAAACAUCGGAGGAUUGUAUGCUGGCAGAGCACUGAUCGGUCUGGCCAACGGCUACUUCAUCACCUUUGCCAAUAUUUAUGUUGCUGAAGUCGCACCUGCACAUAUGCGAGGCCUUCUUGUCUCGUUUUUCGGUGUCUGGGUCAACAUCGGUUCCGUGCUGGGAUCUGUCGCGGACAACUACUCCAAGCAGCAUCUCAACAAGUUGUGCUACCAGAUUCCGCUGGCGAGCAUGUUUGCCGUGCCUGCGCUGUUGAGUGUGUUUAUGUUCUUCGUUCCAGAGUCGCCCAGGUGGCUACUCUUCCACAACAAACCCGAACAAGCCAGACGCGCUCUCGAACGGAUCCGCGGCCACUCUCUGAGCCCCGAGUUCCUCAACGAGGAGUACGUCGAGAUGGCUCGCGGUAUUGAAGAAGAGAAAGAACUCGCCUCUUCGGCCUCUUACUUGGACAUGUUCAAGGGCUCCGACCGCCGAAGGACAAUCAUCUGCCUCGGCACCGUCAUGUCCCAUUCUGCCGCCGGACUGUGGCUCAUCAUCGGUUACGGAACCUUCUUCUUCCAGAUCGCGGGCGUGGACAAACCCUUCGAGGCCUCGAUCAUUUCGACAUGUGGUAGCUUUGCAGGCGUGCUCAUCGGCCUGUAUUUCACCACCAAGCUUAUUGGACGGAGAACGUCGAUGCUCUUUGGCUCGGCGAUGGCGUCUCUCUGCAUGCUGGCCAUCGGUAUUGCAUAUGUCACGGGCGGAACCUCCAAACCUGCGGGCUCGGCCAUUGUGGCCUUCAUGGUCCUGUACGGGUUCUUCUACAACGGGUUCUCCGGCACGUUGAGUUGGCCUGUUGCAACUGAGGUCUGCAGCUCCAGACUGCGUGUAUUGACCAUUGGCGUGUGCACGGGCAUCAACUACUUCUUCAACUGGCUCACCAGCUACACCGCGCCAUAUUUCAUCAACCCAGACGAACUCAACUGGGGUGGCAAAUAUGCGUUUGUCUGGGCAGGUUCGAACUUUUGCGUGUUCCUGUUCUUCUUCUUCCUGCUCCCCGAAAUGAAAGACCGGACGCUCGAAGAACUGGAUGAACUCUUCCAAAACAACGUCUCUGUGCGCAACUUUAAGAAGUACCAGUGCGUCAGUUCUGAGCGGGCCAAGGAGGUCGCGUUGAAGGAAGUAGGCCUCGAGGGGAAGCACCACGUGGUGGUCGAGACGGUAGAAGACACGCAUGCGAGCAAGGUGUAG